AACGGAGAAAGAGUUCCUAGCCGUCAUCUAUGCUUUUGACAAAUUCCGGUCUUACCUCAUUGGCCAAAAGGUGAUUGUCUACACCGAUCACUCCGCCAUCCGGUACCUCAUGAAUAAAAAGGAUGCUAAGCCACGACUAAUCCGGUGGGUGCUUUUACUCCAAGAGUUUGACCUUGAGAUUCGGGACAAGAAAGGAAGUGAAAAUCUCGUAGCGGAUCACCUAUCUCGCCUUGAGCCAAAUACCACCACGAAAAUAGAGGUAAUUCAUGACGAUUUUCCUUAUGAGCAGCUCAUGGAAGUAAAGGGAGUUCCCUUACCUUGGUUCACAGAUUUUGUGAACUAUCUUGCCAAAGAAAUUCUUCCCCAAGAGCUCACUUUCCAUCAAAGAAAGAAAUUUUUACAUGAUGUCAAACAUUACUAUUGGGAUGAGCCAUAUCUUUUCAAGCAUUGUGCCGAUGGAAUUAUACGACGGUGUGUUCCAAAUGAGGAGAUGUUAUCUAUCCUUGAUCAUUGCCAUAAUCUUCCUUGUGGAGGACAUCAUGGACCGGACCGAACCGCGGCUAAAAUCCUCCAAUGUGGAUUCUUUUGGCCAACACUCUUUAAAGAUGCAAGGAGCUUUGUCCUAGCUUGUGACCGUUGUCAACGCACCGGAAAUUUGAGCCGAAGGAAUGAAAUGCCACAAAACAUGAUUCUUGUGGUUGAAAUAUUUGAUGUAUGGGGAAUAGACUUCAUGGGCCCUUUUCCUAAAUCUCAUGGCAAGGAAUACAUCCUUGUUGCGGUUGAUUAUGUGUCUAAGUGGGUGGAGGCCAUUGCUCUACCGGACAACAUGGCCAAAUCGGUAGUAGAAUUUGUAAAAAGGAACAUUUUUUCAAGAUUUGGGGUUCCCAGAAGUAUCAUUAGUGAUAAUGGUGCUCAUUUCAAGAAUACCCAUUUUGCCGGCCUCCUAAAAAAAUACGGGUGCAUGUUCAAAACCGGUGCCACUUAUCAUCCUCAAACUAAUGGUCAAGUGGAGGUAUCCAACCGUGAAAUAAAAUCCAUUCUUGAGAAGACGGUCAACUCUUCAAGGAAAGAUUGGUCUCUAAAGCUAGAUGAUGCCUUAUGGGCAUACCGGACGGCCUUUAAAACCCCACUCGGUAUGUCCCCUUUCCGGCUUGUUUAUGGCAAACCAUGCCAUCUCCCUGUGGAACUUGAGCAUAAAUCUCAUUGGGCUAUCUCUCAACUGAACAUUGAUACCACCCUUGGGAGAGAAAAGAGAAUGCUCCAAAUCAAUGAACUAGAAGAGCUCCGACGGGAUGCAUAUGAGAACUCCCGUAUCUACAAAGAAAAGGCCAAAGUUUGGCAUGACAAGAACAUUAACCGGAGGGAGUUCUAUGUCGGACAAAAGGUAUUACUCUUCAACUCACGGCUCCGAUUAUUCCCUGGAAAGCUAAAAUCCCGGUGGUCAGGACCAUAUACAAUCACCGAGGUCCGCCCAUACGGAUCAAUGAUGAUUCAAAACGGUGACCAAACACCAUUCCUUGUAAAUGGUCACCGGCUCAAGCCAUACAUGGAGUACCAUAUCACUUCGGCAACCGCCGCAUGCCAAUUGGAAGAAUAGAGGUACGUUGCGUCCGGCCUACGACGUUAAACUGAGCGCUAAUUGGGAGGCAACCCAACACAACAAAAAAAAAAAAAUCAAUUAUGAAUAAAUAUGUUUGAGUUAUAUUCAUUUUUUUUAUAUUUGAUCAAAAAUCACUUAUAAGUAAAUAUGUUUACUCACAUAAACAACAUUCAUAUUUAUUCAUGCUUGAUAGUUAAAAAAAAAAGAAAAAAAAAAUAUAUAUAAAUUUUAAAGAAAGACCGGCGCCGGUUAGAAGCAACCGGCCCCGGUCCGAAACAGAGAGUCCGGGGCGCAACAAAAUGGAAGAACCGGCGCCGGAUGCCCUAUAACCGGCGCCGGUCGCGGCGAUUUAAACAACAACCAGGUCGCGAUUCAGAGCAAACAUUUUCGAAAAAAAACCUCCCAACUCCAAAGCUCUUCGCCGGCCACCACCCCAAACCACCCAAAACCGCCACCCCCAAGCUAAAAUUGUUCCAAAAGCUUCAUUUUUGCAUCAAGCAUCAUCACAAAAAGCUUCUUCAUCACUCUUUGAACAUCAAUCCAAGGUUCCAUGGCUCCUAAACGACGAAAUGAUGCUACUUCUUCCUCUUCAUCCGUACCACGUUUCACCUCCCCGGAGAAUGAGGCUUGGUACGAACAAAGAAAGAAGUGGAAGAUAGUGGUUGAGAAGACUGUGCAUCCUGAGAUCGACGCUCUGUAUCGACUCUCCAACGCUUUUGACAAAUUGGGAUGGGCCGUCAUGCUUACUUUGACUGGGGCAUACUACCCGACGCUUGUACGGGAGUUCUAUGCCAAUAUUGAGAGGAAAAUGGACCCGUAUGGGGAUAUUGUGAGCACGGUUAAAGGCACAAAAAUCACUAUUAGCAAACAAAGAUUGUGCAACUUGCUUCAUAUCCCAAACGUCGGUCGUCCAGUUGAAAUGAACUCUGUAGUGGUAAUCACCGACCCCGCUUACAAUGAGGUAGAUGUCAUGAACGAAUAUGGAUUCGGUGCAGAUCUUGGGGCUCGUGUUCUUGAAGCAAAAGAGAGACUUAUCGCAUACCUUCUUAGCUUCAACAUCUUGCCAAGAGCUAGUGACACGCAUGUACUUCGGCGGAUGGACCUCUACCUAAUGUAUAAAAUGAUCAACGGACUUGGACAGAUCGAGGGUAUUCCUUUGGCUCCUUUAAUCAUGACGGAAAUGAGGGGCGUCGUCAAAACAAAAAGAGGUGACAAAAACUUUAUUUUUCCUCUUUUACUUACAAUGAUUUUCAGACAUUUUGGCGUCGACCUUUCAAAUGAAGAAGUGGAGUACACCUCCGAGUCCCAAGUCUUGAGGCCACAUACUAUGGUAGCCCUCCAUUUCAAGAAGGUGGGUAACGAAUGGGUUCGGAAGGAAGAAAACGGCGACCAAGAGAUGGGUGAGGCUGAAGCACAACCCGCAGGGCGGCCACGACGGACUAUGGCACAGGGGAUCGACUAUAUUUGUGACUCCAUGGACCGUAUGCAUACGAGGAUGAACUUGUACGAGGCUAACCAAGAGGACCUCCGUACCCGUCAAACUAGGAUGGAAGAGCAUUUGGACCGCAUUGACCGAAGGUUUGGGCAAUUCACCCAACACUACUAUGGUCAAUUUGGACACCCCCCUCCCGAUCCACAAAAUUAAACUCCCAUUCUUGUUAUUUCAUAUGACAUACUCUUCUCUAAACACAUGCUUUGUGGAUGGUGAUUGAAGUUUUAUGCUCCUAUGAUUUAUACAUUGGGACAAUGUAUCUUAAGUGUGGGGGGGUGCAUCUCAAGGGUAGCUAAACAAAAUUUUGUGUGCAAAAUAUUUUUUUUUUUAGAAAAAAAAAUGAUGUUAAUUCUCCUUUUAAUGGGUAUUUGGUUGAGAAAGUUUUUUUUUAUUAUUCACAUAAAAAUAUCAUUUUUUUUGGAUUUUUACACUACCUUUUACUCUUGAAAACCACUUCCAAAAGAACUCUUGUGAUUAGGAACACCAUCUUCUUUCAUUUCCAACAAUGGUUUAAGUACAUCUUAAAUAUUCAAGAACCAUUGUGGAAAACAAGCCACCCUCAUAUCUCAUCAAAUAAAUUGGGAUGACCAAAAUAACUUUCAGUAGAUGCUUGUUGAGAACCAAUUCAAAUGAGUUAAAAAAAAAAAAAAAACUCAUGAUCUCUUUCAAGAGUUUCAACUGAUCCACUUCUAUACUGAAAAGUCAAAUACACCAAAGAGCCAUCCUACACCCAAAAAAAAAAAAAAAAAAAAAAAAAUCCUAGUCACAAUCCAUUCAUCUCCUCUCAAGAGUAUAAGUAAUUUUUCUAAAUCUAAUGAUAUUUUUUGUGUUUAAUAGAAAAAUGGGUUUUGGACCGAGAACGAAAAAAGGAGUUUACAAACAUUUUUUUACCUCUCUUUAAAAAAUUUAUUUUGUGCAUAUAUUUUUGUUGAACUAACCAAGGCAUCAAAAGGCGACAACAUUGCUCGAGGACUAGCAACGCUCAAGUGUGGGGGAAUUUGAUAAGCACAAUAAUUACUUAUGUUUUACAAAAGUAAUUACAUUUAUCUGUACAAAAAUGUGAAGCAAAAACAGAUAAAUAUUCUCGAGUUAGCGGAAACAUGAAAUACGACAUGGAGCAAUAAAAAUAGGGUCAAAAGUCAAAAGGGAUCGAAAACCGGCACUUCGGGAUCAAUUUCGGGCAUCAAACGAAGAAAAGAAGCGAAGUACAAAAUUGGGCGCAGGGACCGGCGCCGGAGUCCCUAUAACCGGCGCCGGUCGUCAGGAUUUUUGCCCAAAUCGGGCCUGUUUCCAACCGGCGCAGCACAACCGGGGCAUUUUUGCAACCAACCGGCGCCGGACAUGCUAUAACCGGCGCCGGUUGUUCCGAUUUUUUGCUAAAACAGUCCGACGUGCAGAAGAUUUCUGAUGGGAAAAACCCAUCUUCCUCCAUAUCUGAUCAAAUAUUGCUUCCAUACCCGAUUGUUAGGCUUGAAUAGACUAAAAGAUGCCAUUCUUUAGCCUAUAUAAAGCCCUUAAUUCAUCAAGCAAAUACAUUCCAUUCCAUAGAUUAAUUCUUAGCUUUUAUAUUUUUGUUCUUGGUAUUUUCUUCAAGUUCUUGAGGAGGAAACUUCAACCUCCGAAACCAUUGGUGUUUAGGAAAUAAUGCCACCCACAUUGACACUGUGAAAGGUUACUUGGAUGCAAAAUUUAGUAUUAAAGACUUGGGAAAAUUGAAAUUUUUUCUCGGAAUUGAAGUUGCUCGUUCGCACGAGGGUUUUGUCUUAAGUCAACGUAACUACACUCUUGACAUUCUAAAAGAAAGUGGUCUCCUGGGAAGUCGUCCUAGUUCAUUCCCCAUGGAACAAAAUUUGAAACUUCUUCCAGACGAUGAUAGCCCAACUGUAGAUGCCCCUUCAUACCGCCGUCUUAUUGGGAGAUUACUAUAUCUUACAGUAACUCGGCCAGACAUUGUUUACUCUGUUAGUCAGCUUAGCCAGUUCCUAAACAACCCCCGUCAGACUCAUCUUGAUGCGGCCUUCCGGAUACUUCGCUAUCUGAAACAGACACCUGGAUAGGGGAUUUUUUAUCAUCUGAUACUGACUCAACUUUAAAAGGUUAUUGUGAUGCUGACUGGGCGGGCUGCUCUUUUACUCGUAGAUCAAGCACUGGUUACUUCAUCAUGCUUGGAAACUCACCAAUCUCUUGGAGAACAAAGAAACAAUCGGUUGUCUCUCGCUCUUCCGCUGAAGCAGAAUAUCGUGCCAUGGCUGUCACGGUUAGUGAAAUUUUAUGGCUGCGAUGGUUGCUCCAAGAUCUAACGAUACCUCAAAAAGGUCCCACGUCUCUCUAUUGUGAUAAUCAAGCAGCACGACAUAUUGCUCUUAAUCCAGUUUUCCAUGAACGUACCAAACAUGUUGAAAUAGAUUGUUACUUUGUACGAGAAAGGGUUGCUACUAAUGAGAUACAACCCAUGCCUGUCUCCACAGCCAAUCAAGUGGCCGAUAUAUUCACCAAAGCACUCGGUACUGAUCGUUUUCAGUUUCUACGCAGCAAGUUGG
Cuscuta epithymum is the source of this 5632-nucleotide messenger RNA. The record is from the annotation of a GenBank genome assembly. Lineage: Eukaryota; Viridiplantae; Streptophyta; Magnoliopsida; Solanales; Convolvulaceae.